Messenger RNA from Punctularia strigosozonata HHB-11173 SS5, 1545 nucleotides. RefSeq names its product MBOAT-domain-containing protein. Gene Ontology annotation, biological process: lipid modification; glycerophospholipid biosynthetic process. Bases 1 to 1545 code for a protein of 514 amino acids. The transcript is spliced from 10 exons. Gene Ontology annotation, cellular component: endoplasmic reticulum; membrane. Gene Ontology annotation, molecular function: 1-acylglycerophosphocholine O-acyltransferase activity; 1-acylglycerol-3-phosphate O-acyltransferase activity. Lineage: Eukaryota; Fungi; Basidiomycota; Agaricomycetes; Corticiales; Punctulariaceae. The record is from RefSeq and is a predicted model, not a curated record.
AUGGACGCGCUGUUAGUCCCGCUGUGCAACGCGACAGGUGCAUCGCUGGACCAAGUGAAGCUCAUAGCAUGUCUGCUCGUGUCAUACCCCCUCGGCUCGGUGUUCAUCCGUCUGCCACGAACGCAGCCAGCAUUGAAACACCUGUUCAACAUCGCGGUCUGCACGUUCUACUUCAUCCCUAUGCUGAAUUUGCGGGGCGGGCUCGCGCAACUAUGGCUGGACGUGCUUGGCACGUACAUAAUAGCGGAACGAGUGCGAAGUCCGCGCAUGCCGUGGAUCGUGUUUGGGUUACUCAUGUCCCAUCUGCUAGUAAACCAUUUUGCCCGCGAGAUGUCCGGACUGGGAUACGAAACCUUUGAAAUCACAGGCCCACAGAUGGUGCUCGUCAUGAAACUGUCCACCUUCGCCUGGAACGUGCACGAUGGUCGAAGGCCCAUCUCCGACCUGGACAAAUGGCAACAAAAGAAGCGCGUGACGGCCUACCCCUCCCUCCUUGCCUUCCUCGGGUAUGCCUUCUACUUUCCCGGCGCGCUCGUCGGCCCCUACCUAGACUUCGCGUCGUACGCCGCUCUCGUCGAUGGCUCAAUCUACACCUCCAUCGAGCGCCACCACGUCGAUAAGGUGUCGCGCAGGGCGGUGCCGUCCGGACGGAAGCGUGUCGCGUAUCGCAAGCUCGCGACAGGCCUCGCGUGGCUCGGGCUAUAUGUGGUGUAUAGCGGGAAGUACAACUAUGGGGUCGGCGUGCAGGACUGGUUCGCUCAGAAACCGUUCUUGUUCAGGUUUCUUUAUUGGCAGGUCUGCGGCACGAUGGAACGCUCAAAGUACUACGCACUCUGGAUGAUGACCGAGGGCGCCGCGAUCUUCACGGGACUUGGCUUCACGGGCUACAGCCUGACCGGCGCCUCACAGUGGGCCGGCGCGUCCAACGUGGACGUGCUCCAGAUCGAGUUCGCGCCCAACUUCAAGGUCUUGCUCGAUUCGUGGAACAAGAACACGAACGUCUGGCUGCGCGAAUGUGUGUAUAAGCGCGUCACGCCGAAGGGGAAGAAACCCGGGUUCCGGUCGAGCAUGAUGACCUUCGGCACGAGCGCGCUAUGGCACGGGAUCUCGCCGGGUUAUUACCUGAGCUUCCUCUUCGGCGGCUUCGUGACGACCCUGGGCCGUCUCUGCCGCUCACACAUCCGGCCUCUACUCCUCCCCGCUCCUCGAUCUCUCUUGAAGACGGUUUACGACGUCCUCGGCACCGUCAUGGCCGUCUCGCUGUGCAACUUCGCGACGGGGCCUUUCAUGCUCGGCACGCUCCCGCGCUCGUUCCGAGCGUGGUAUAACCUCGAUUUCUACGGCGUCGUCGUCGUCGGCGCCGGCUUGGCGUUUUUCUGGUCUGGAGGAGGCGAGAAGUUGAAGGCGGUGCAGGCGAGGAGGGUCGGUACGGCCGCGGCUGCCGUUCAGGCGAAGGGGGAGGAUGGAACGACGACGUCGUACCAGGUGCCGUCGGUGGAUGUGGGGGUGAAGGAGGUAGAGGCCCGCGUUAGGCGGCAAAAUUAA